AUGAGUAAGGUGUCAUCACCAUCGAUCUUGGUUGAUAUUUUGACACCUUCAUUGUCAUUUCCCUCGAAUCUAUCACCUGAUGAGGUUAUUAGUGGAACAUGUGCAUCGUUGGGUAUCCCCGUCGAACAACUCGAGUUUCUCACCAUAGGUGAUUCUCAUCUAUGUUGUUUGAUCAAGAAUUCAAAAUUCUCAUUAGACUUUAUUGAAGCGUUGUAUCAAGAGAAUACAUUGUUACAGUACAAACUAGACAAGAGCAAUGAAGCAGUAGAGACAUUGCAAGAGACAUUUGUACAGACAUCUCAACAACUACAAGAAAAGCAGAGUGUCAUACAUCAACAGAUACAAAGUAUCACAAUGCUGCAACAGAUUGAGCGCCAACUCACUGAAGAGUCGAAUCAAUGGAAGAACAAGUAUGAAGAGGAAUUGUAUAAACGAAAAAAGAAUGAAAAGAGAAUCGAGCGCAUGAGAAUGCCUAAAACUAAUGGUGCUACCACCACUACUACUACUGGUGCUGCAUCAUCGGCAUCGGGUGCUGCUGGAAAGAGUAUGCCAUUCUCAUCACCUGCUACAUCUGCUUCAGUUGUAUCAUCUUCCUCGUCGGCAUCAUCGACUCCAACUGUUUCUACAAAUAAUAACAACAACAAUAUUACAUCUCCUUCAACCACAACCACUACUUUGACAAAUAGUACUAUAACCAUUCCAACUUUGGCUAUUCCAACAACAACAACAACAACAACAACUGCAUCAGCACCAGUACCAGUACCAGUACCAGCAUCUGUCUCUAAUUCCAAUAUGAAUGUGUCGGCUACUACCAACAACGCGACAACCAACUCGACACCCCAAAGACCAACAUCACCAAAUCAAUUCAUAUCACCAUACUUGGAACGUGAGAUUGAAAGAAGUAAGAUAAGAGACUUGGAAUACCAAAAAGAAAGACAACAAAUUGUAGAUAAAAAUCAUCACCAACAACACCAACAACAACACCAUAAAAUCAAUUCAACCUUUUUCCCAAUAUCACCUCCAUCAUCAUCAUCAUCAACCUCCAACUCUGCUUCAACAGCUGGUCCAACCAAAAUUUCACAAUCUCAUAGCAACAAUAAUUUAUCAGGGAUUCUUGCUGGUGCAGCCACUUCAACAUCUUUACCAAAUACUACUAACAACAACAAUAACUCAACAUCGACAACACAUACGAGAAUAACCAAUACACCAUCUUAUGAAGAUGUCAGAAAGAGACAAUCAUCAUCAUCUCAACAUGUUUAUACUCAACCUUUAAUAACGCCAUUAUCAUCACCAAGUCGAUUAAAUGUACCAAAGAAAAAUAACAACAAUAAUAUUUCAUCACCCUCACCUUCUACUAAUAAUAAUAAUAAUAAUAGCAACAAUACGCCAUCAAAGAUACUACGUAGUGAUGAUGAAUCUUUAGAUGUUGGUGUAAUGUCGCCAAUGUAA
Messenger RNA from Cavenderia fasciculata, 1449 nucleotides. RefSeq lists its product as uncharacterized. The record is from RefSeq and is a predicted model, not a curated record. The coding region runs from base 1 to 1449 and encodes 482 amino acids. The transcript has 3 exons. NCBI's taxonomy places the organism in Eukaryota, Evosea, Eumycetozoa, Acytosteliales, Cavenderiaceae.